AUGGCUGCAGAGCAAUGGAAAAAACGGAGUAAAGGAGAGUUAGCAGGAAUCGCAGGCAAGGGCAUCAUUUAUACAAUAGAGUACUAUGACAGGCCUGGAGCAGCAUCUGCUAAAGGACUGUAUGCUGAAGCAGGGGCGUAUGCGACUGGUUUUGGAAACAAAUCUGGACAACGCGUCCUGAAAGCCGGUGCCAGCGCUGCGGCUGGAGUAGGAAAAGCUCGAGCCGAGUGGAGACUCUGUGAAGCUGAAGCUAAUGGUCCAAAUGCCUCUGCAGGUGCUUACGCUAGUGUUCUUGGUGCAGAGGCCAAGGCUGCAGCGGUUUUAGGACAAGCCCGAGCACAGUGCAGCAUCCUUGAAGCCGAGGUCAAAGGUCCAAAUGUGUCUGUAGGUGCUCAGGCUGGUGUUGAAGGUGUAGGUGCCAUGGCUAGAGCUGAGAUCGCAAGUGCAUCAGCAUCUGCUGGCAUAGUUGGAGUGAAGGCUGGGUUGGGGUUUGAUACUGGUGCUGAAUUAAAUCCUACAGGUGCUGAAGUUAAGUUCCUGGGCAGUGGAUUUUCUCUUGGCAGAAAAAUGGGAAUUUCAUAUUUUGGAAGUGAACUGAGCUUUAAUCUUUGGUAAAAAAAAGAUAAAAAAUGUUAUGGCCUGGGACAGCUUUGCUGCUUUAGGUUCUGGAAAAAUUGCUGUAAUUAAUGGAACCAUGAAUUCUGCUCUACUAGAAAAUCCUCAAGGAGAAUGUUUGCCCAUUGGUUUGUGACCUUAAGCUCAGGCAUACUUGGGUUCUGCAGCAGAACAAUGACCUGAAGAACACCAGCAGGUCUAUCUCUAAAGGGCUAAACUAAACUAAACUCAAAGUCUGAUUGAGAUGCUGUGGCUUAAUCUUAAUCAGGCUGUUAAUGCUAGAAAACCCUCCAAAGUGCCUGAAUUAAAACAUUUCUAUUUUUUAAAUGAUCACAAAAAAGCAUUUUGCUAUGCAGUAUUAAGAUAUUUCCUGUCAUAUUUCUGAUUUAUUUUUUCAAUUGUUUUUAUUUAUCCUAUUUUGAAUAUUAUAUUUUUAUUAAAUCUUUAUCUUUUGAAUUAAAUCA
Molecule: messenger RNA, 1079 nt
Organism: Astyanax mexicanus (Mexican tetra)
Lineage: Eukaryota; Metazoa; Chordata; Actinopteri; Characiformes; Acestrorhamphidae
Product: mucin-19-like
Exons: 2
Coding region: 1-615 (204 amino acids)
Source: RefSeq, a predicted model, not a curated record